Molecule: messenger RNA, 500 nt
Organism: Solanum pennellii
Lineage: Eukaryota; Viridiplantae; Streptophyta; Magnoliopsida; Solanales; Solanaceae
Product: mediator of RNA polymerase II transcription subunit 32-like
Exons: 2
Coding region: 52-339 (95 amino acids)
Biological process (GO): cold acclimation; root development; regulation of DNA-templated transcription
Cellular component (GO): mediator complex
Source: RefSeq, a predicted model, not a curated record
UCAACCUUUUUUUUGGGGGAGCCUCCAGUAUCAUCGUUUGACCCAGAUAUAAUGGAUGUCGUUGUGGACACAUUGGAGAAGAAAUAUAAUGAGCUUUUAACAUCACUAGCCAUUGUGCUAGAGACUAAUGGUGAUGAAAAAUCAGAAGGUGUAGAUUCACAUCUUGAAAGUUUCCAAAAGAGUUUUUUAUCCUUCCAAGCUUCUUGUGAGGAAGCACAAGAGUUUGUUGAGAGUUUGAAGCAGAGUUUAGGAUGUGAACAGUUUCAAGAACAGGUGUUUGAUAGUGAUUCUCUUCCUACUAUGAUCGAUAAUGAGAAAUCGUCCAAGACAGAGAUAUAAGUACGUGAAUAAUAUUCCAGACAAGUUGUUAUGAAGCGUCAUUAGGCUAGCUAAAUCAUAAUGGACCUUUUGAGAGUGCGAACAAUUUGUAGUUUCACACUUGUUUGUUUUUGAGAUAUUUGACUAAAGAUUAGUUUAUUAUCUAUGAUUUUAUUUUAGCA